This is a messenger RNA of Coregonus clupeaformis (lake whitefish), 1879 nucleotides long. RefSeq names its product E3 SUMO-protein ligase PIAS1. Gene Ontology annotation, biological process: regulation of transcription by RNA polymerase II; protein sumoylation. The transcript is spliced from 11 exons. Gene Ontology annotation, molecular function: SUMO ligase activity; zinc ion binding; transcription coregulator activity. The annotation marks the transcript as partial. The record is from RefSeq and is a predicted model, not a curated record. NCBI's taxonomy places the organism in Eukaryota, Metazoa, Chordata, Actinopteri, Salmoniformes, Salmonidae.
UAGAACUGCAGCUUGGAGUAUUGCUUCUUCAUCCUUUGUGAUGUAUUCCCUGUGAGUCUGGUGAUGGUUUUCUUCCCCUGUUCAGAGACAUUAGCCAUUGAAGUUGCUUUCAUUCUUUACCAUAAAUGAGUGUGAAAGUACCACGUUUUGCCCACUAGAUGCCGCUGUUCCUGCUACUGUCAUAACCACACCCUUUUAUCAAUUUUUGAUGGUCUCUUGUGUGGAUCACAACAUUUUCUUUGCAACUUUGGGUAGAAAACCAAUAGCUUUUGCUCACGAUGAAAAUAAAUUGUGUGGUCAAGCGGAUGCAAAUGGUGAUGAGCCUUCGUGUUUCAGAGCUACAAGUGUUACUAGGCUACGCAGGACGCAACAAGCACGGCCGCAAACACGAACUGCUGGCCAAAGCCCUACACCUCCUCAAGGCCGGCUGCAGCCCCGCUAUCCAGAUGAAGGUGAAGGAGCUCUACAGACGCCGCUUCCCCACCAAGAUGGUGUCUCCGGUGGACCUGGCCCUGCCCAGUGUCCACUCCACCCUGCCUGGAGGCCUCACCUCGCUGGGGUUUGACAGCCACGGGUCCCCCUCGCCCCUCUCCCUCCUGGGGCCCAAACACGAGCUGGGCCUGCCCCACCUUCCCUCCUCCCUGCACCCCGUACACUCUGACGUCAAGCUGCAGAGACUUACCUCCACCCUGCACCCCGUACACCCUGACGUCAAGCUGCAGAGACUUCCCUUUUACGACAUGCUGGAUGAGCUCAUCAAACCCACCAGCCUGGCCUCAGACAACAGUCAGCGGUUUCAGGAGACGUGUUAUGCCUUUGCAUUGACACCUCAGCAGGUCCAGCAGAUCAGCAGCUCCAUGGACAUCUCUGGGACCAAGUGUGACUUUGCGGUCCAGGUUCAGUUAAGGUUUUGUUUAUCAGAGACGAGCUGUCCCCAGGAGGAUCAUUUCCCAUCCAACCUGUGUGUGAAAGUUAACAACAAGCCCUGCAACCUCCCGGGCUACCUUCCUCCAACCAAAAACGGAGUGGAACCCAAACGGCCGAGUCGCCCCAUCAACAUCACGUCACUGGUCAGACUGUCCACCACAGUGCCCAACACUAUCGUGGUGUCAUGGACCUCAGAGAUAGGCAGGAGUUUCUCCAUGGCAGUAUACCUGGUGAGACAGCAGACAUCCACCACCCUGCUGCAGAGACUACGGGCCAAAGGCAUCCGGAACCCAGACCACUCCAGAGCUCUCAUCAAAGAGAAGCUGACUGCAGACCCUGACAGUGAGAUUGCAACCACCAGUCUACGAGUGUCUCUACUCUGUCCGCUGGGGAAGAUGCGUCUGAUGAUCCCGUGCAGAGCGUUGACGUGUUCCCACCUCCAGUGUUUCGACGCUACGCUUUACAUCCAGAUGAAUGAGAAGAAACCCACAUGGGUGUGUCCUGUCUGUGAUCAGAAGGCCCCAUAUCAACACCUCAUCAUCGACGGGUUGUUCAUGGAGAUCCUGAACAGCUGUGAGGACUGUGAUGAGAUCCAGUUUAAAGAGGACGGAAACUGGUAUCCCAUGAGGUCAAAGAAGGAGGUCACAGAGGUGUCUGCUUCAUUCAACGGAGAGGACGGUACGUGGUUCCCAUUUAGCAGACGCUUUGGUUCCCAUAAUAAUAUAAUAUCAACGGAGAGGACGGUACGUGGUUCCUAUAAUAAUAUAAUAUCAACGGAGAGGACGGUACGUGGUUCCCAUACUAAUAUAAUAUCAACGGAGAGGACGGUACGUGGUUCCCAUAAUAAUAUAAUAUCAACGGAGAGGACGGUACGUGGUUCCCAUAAUAAUAUAAUAUCAACGGAGAGGACGGUACGUGGUUCCCAUAAUAAUAUAAUAUCAACGGAGAGGAC